Molecule: messenger RNA, 1164 nt
Organism: Prorocentrum cordatum
Lineage: Eukaryota; Dinophyceae; Prorocentrales; Prorocentraceae
Source: the annotation of a GenBank genome assembly
CACGAGUCCGGGAGCGUGCGCGCACGGCUGCCCCAACCCCCUCAAGCCCUCCGGAGACCACGACGGGCCUCCGAGGGCAACUCAGCGCGCGCGCGCGUGCGGGCCCGCCCUUCCUGCGGGGUCGUCGGGGGAGCGGCUCGAGGCACCCUCGGCGGGGCACCGGCGCGCGGCGCAGUCCGGAGGCGCGCAGCGCAGUCGCAGCGCGGCCGCGAGAGCGCAGGGGAAGAGGCCGGGCCGCUGCCGCCGUCGGCGAGGGCCUCGGGCCCCGCGGAGAUGCCCCGCACGAAGAGCACUGCCAGGGGGAGGGCCCAGACACCAAGGAGAGGGCGAAGCCAGGACGAGGAGGAGGAGGAGGAGGAGGAGGGCGUUCACGCGCAAGCUUACGCGGGCAACCUGCGCGCCAGCGUCAGCGCAGUCGGCCCCGUUUUCUUCCGUCGCUCUCGUGGCAGCAUGGCGAUUGCACACUGCACACCGCACCGCUCCGAUCGACGACCGCCUGUGCUGGGAAGAUUCUGUCCGUCUUCGACUCCAGCCACACCCGAGCUUCGGGUGUGCCAGCCACCUGCAGGGCACCCGGGAGAGCAGAAACCGAUGGGCCCGCCCGCCCUCCGCUGGGCGGCGCGCCGCGUCCCGACGCGUUGAAAAAGCCAUUACAAAAAAUCCCGCGCCGUCAGCAGCCACCACAAAAUCGGCUCGCAGUACGUGCCUCUGUACUGUGGGCAAUUCCCAACUGCAGCAUACAUGCGCUCCACAGGGUGCUGGAAUCGUGAGCAAUCCCACUGCUCCCGGCGCGAUGCUGCCCCAGCGUCGCGCACAGCGAUGCUGACACUGCCUAAUGACAACUCAAGGAUAGCUCGCGCAGCGCCAGGCUGGCUGCGUCACGGCGCCGAAGUCGGGAGAGGCAGGGUCAACGACUUCAGAAGAGGAGGAGGAGGAGGAGAAGGUAGGAGGUCGAUCGACCUCCGAUCCAGGGGCCACGGCGCGCCGCGGUUCCGAGUGGCGUCCCGCCGUGGCCACGGGGGGCCCAAUCCGCCGCUGCCUCGGCUCGCCCUCCUCGGAUUCGGGGGGGGCGGGAGAGGAUGCUUGGAGACGCGGUCAGUCGUGCGUGUUGCCUCCCCGUGGGUCGAGGGGACCUGACACCAUUCGCGCUGGAAAAUGCGGAGG